AUGGAUUUGACCAGAGACAAGCUUUUGUCCCCGAUAGACAAAACUUCUCCGGUCAAUGUCCUAGAAACAAGACUUUCCAAUCUGAGCUGCACAUCGAUAGUCACAGAAGAAGGUUCUGGGUCGAUGAUGGUGGCCAGAUACGAACAAACCAAUAACAAAAUCGGCUGUUCUUUGCGCAUAGCUGAGAGACUCAGAUUUUCUGGAAGCAAGAUAAACGGAUAG
Messenger RNA from Ogataea philodendri, 222 nucleotides. RefSeq lists its product as uncharacterized. Bases 1 to 222 code for a protein of 73 amino acids. Lineage: Eukaryota; Fungi; Ascomycota; Pichiomycetes; Pichiales; Pichiaceae. The record is from RefSeq and is a predicted model, not a curated record. The transcript has a single exon.